UAUAAAGUUUAAAUAGUAGAGUGCAAUCCAAACAAUUUUGCUGCAUUUAUUACAAAGUUUUUUCUUCGAACAAGUACUUUAACAGUACAUAUUAAUAAGGUAAAUGAUAAAAUAAAUUUUCAAAUAAAUGGAUACUUUACUUCAGAUGUUCAUGCGGAGAUAAAUUGAAGCUUCUAUAAUACAGAGAUAAAUUAUAACAUCAACAAGAAGAACGUCACAAAAUUUAAUCAUUUCAACGAUAUGAGGGAACACGUAACACGAUGCUUUAAAGAUUGGAAAUACGAAAUGAGGAGAAUUCGCACAAAACUUGCGGUUGUUGAAACAACGGAUGAGUUGUUUUAUGAUGAUUCUUUUAGCAAGAAACUUUCCCAAAGAACCAAUCAUCUUCGAAAGCAAAAUAUUUUAACAGAUGUUGUACUUUUAGUUGAUGAUCAAAUGUUUCCAGCUCACAGGAUUAUUCUUGCUACAAGUGGUGAUUACUUUUUUUCAAUGUUUAGUGGAUCAUUGUCAACUAAUGAAAAACAUAUUCGUAUUCACGGAGUAUCAGCAAAUACAAUGGAAUCCAUUUUGUCAUACAUUUAUUGUGGUAGUAUAGAAAUAUCAGAAGAAAAUGUCCAGGACAUUUUAGAAGCUUCCGCCCUUAUGCUUUUGGAGAGCUUAAAAGAACGAUGCGGAAAGUUUCUCCGUGAUCGCAUUGAUGAGGAAAACUGUCUCAGAAUAUUUAGUCUUAGUAAGCAAUUUUCACUGUCAACUUUACAGACCAAAACUUUUGAACUAAUUACAUCUCACUUUUCAGAAUUAUGCUCUCAUCCUGAUUUUCAGCUUCUUGACGCUAGUGCUCUUAUAGAUAUACUUUCAUGUGAAGAAAUUUCGGUACCAAAUGAAGAUACUAUAUUCAAUGCUGCUUUAACUUGGUUUAAUUAUGAUUCACAUCAACGAUCUGAUGAUUUCAAAAACAUUUUAAAAGUCAUCCAUUUACCUUUUGUCAGCAUAGAAUUGUUGAAAAAAUGUAAAGAGAGUGUUAGUGUUGAUAACUCAAAUAUAUUUUCUUUGCUUGAUUCUGCAAUUGAAUUGAUAUUAAGCCGUAGUUUCAAUGAUGACUGCUUUCCUGAAAACAUUGGUGGAGUGUUUCCAGAACCUUGGAUGUCAGCACGAAAAUGCGAACAAUUUGUAACAAGCAUUGUUGCUUUAGGUGGACCUACUUUAAACAUAUAUAAUUUUGAAGUUGACCAUUGGACUGAGCUAGGAAAAUGUACCCCGCGUCAUUGCCCAGGUUUAGCUGUUUUAGGUUCAAGCAUAUAUGUGGUUGGUGGUAGUUCAGAAUGGAAGCGUAAAUCAUCUGGAGAAUGUUUUAGCAUUGAGAGCUGCACUUGGUCUACUAUCUCAGACAUGAACACACCUCGAAGCAAUUUUGGUCUCGUAGAACUACGCGGAAAGUUAUAUGCGAUUGGAGGAUAUGAUGGGAAUUUACCACUAAGGAAAGUUGAAGUUUACGAUAUUAAGACAGACACAUGGACAAAUAUUCAGGAUAUGAAUAGCCCUCGUGAUGGAGCUUGUGAUGUGUCUGAUGGGGAAUGCUUGUACUCGAUUGGGGGUUAUGAUGGGUCUCGUUAUUUGACUUCAACAGACUUUUACGAUCCAGAAACAAAAUUAUGGAACGAUGAAAAGAUACCUCAAUUGCAGGAGAAACGACAAAAUGCAAUGUGCGCUUAUUAUGACGCAAAGAUCUACGUCAUUGGAGGUUAUUAUGACGACCAUUUUCAUAAAUCUGUUGAAGUUUUAGACUUGGAUCAAAUGAAAUGGUUAAGUGUUGCUCCUCUACCAAAACCACGUCAUUACGGUGGUGCAUCUGCAAUUAAUGGACGUUUGUUUGUUUGUGGCGGUUGGAGCGUUCAGUUCCCUGUAAGCACAGUUGAUGUGUAUUCAAUUGAUGAAGAUAUUUGGAGCACAAUAUCUGAUCUUCCGACCCCAACUAUGGUACGUUGUAGUACAAUAAAUCUCCAUCGAAAGUUGAUGUUAAAAGUAACGUCAGAGCAAAGUGUCGUGAAUAAGAGAAAAAAUACGAUAGAAAUGUUGCAAUACAAAGUUUCAAGCUCAAUAUAAAUAUGUGAGGCUGUGAUGUUCUUAAUGAUCUUUGGUGUGUAUAUUAAAUCCGCUUAGAAUUUAGUGGUUGACUACAGACAUCUGAAAAAAUAGGCUUUGAAAAUAGACACCCGACAAUUAGAGGUCUGAGUCCAGACCCCCGAUAAUUAGAGAAAUAUGAAUUAUCUUUGAAAUUAAAGAGUAAUCGCAUGAAUGCACUUUGUUUAAAAUAAAGAAAAGUAAAUACUGAAUCAAUCUUCACUGAUUGCGAUGUUGCUGCAACUUUUUGAAAUGACUGAGUUACUCAAAUUUCCAAAUGACGAUUUAAUAGUUGUUAGUAACCAUGUAAAAUAAUCCCUUGGUAGCAAUGUAAAAUAAUUCCUUCGGUGAAAAUACUUUUGUAAAUAAAUCUUGUUGAUAUUAAGAUUAAAAGACAUUUGACUUAAAUAUUGAAA
This is a messenger RNA of Hydra vulgaris (swiftwater hydra), 2537 nucleotides long. RefSeq names its product kelch-like protein 12. Gene Ontology annotation, molecular function: protein binding. The record is from RefSeq and is a predicted model, not a curated record. NCBI's taxonomy places the organism in Eukaryota, Metazoa, Cnidaria, Hydrozoa, Anthoathecata, Hydridae.